Molecule: messenger RNA, 393 nt
Organism: Trichoderma virens Gv29-8
Lineage: Eukaryota; Fungi; Ascomycota; Sordariomycetes; Hypocreales; Hypocreaceae
Exons: 1
Coding region: 1-393 (130 amino acids)
Source: RefSeq, a predicted model, not a curated record
AUGCAAGAAGAUGGAGGAGGAGGAAGAGAUAGAGGAGUUGCUGGAAAUGCUGGAAAUGCUGGAAAUGCUGGAGCAGGAGAUAUGAGAGAGGCAGCAGAUGAUAGAGAUGUAGCAGGCCGACGAGAGAGAGAUGAGAGACACGAAUGGUCGCUCCUCUCUAGGCCACUGUAUAUACCUGUAUAUUUCCCCUUCAUCAACCCCCCCAAUAACCUUGAGUCUUCAAGCCGCAAGAGGGCGGCCACCCAGAAGGGGUUCGCGAGUCGGGUCAACCCCGACUCGCAAUACCCAGCCAAGAUAACAGCGAACCCCUCGUUAUUGGAUUUUGGCAGCAUGAUUGGCACCGAGGGCAUCAACAUCAACAGAACUAUUAUAUCCUCCGUGGCGUCAACAUAA